Messenger RNA from Trifolium pratense (red clover), 1734 nucleotides. Its product is annotated as RGG repeats nuclear RNA binding protein A-like. NCBI's taxonomy places the organism in Eukaryota, Viridiplantae, Streptophyta, Magnoliopsida, Fabales, Fabaceae. The record is from RefSeq and is a predicted model, not a curated record. The transcript is spliced from 7 exons. Gene Ontology annotation, molecular function: RNA binding. The coding region runs from base 307 to 1422 and encodes 371 amino acids. Gene Ontology annotation, cellular component: nucleus; cytoplasm.
AAUAAAAGUUUGUCUACACUUCCAAAAAAACAAAUAUAAAUAAAUUGUGAGUGUGUUUAGAGAUUAGGUUGUUGUUGUUGUUGUCACUCUCUUGUUCUUCUUCCUCUCUGUGCGGCUAGGGUUUUCAUUCACUUCACUAUCCCCUUUCCUUUCUUCUUCUUCCUUUCCCUAAUUCCUUCAAUCCCUUUUCGAUCUGAAUAUUCUUCUUAUGGAUUUCAUCUCCUGUUAGUAUCAAUCACCAAAAAAACCAGAUAAAAAAACAUUGAAUAACAAGGGUUUUUUGUUGUUAUUUUGUUUGUGUUGAAAAUGGCGACAAUUAACCCUUUUGAUUUGUUGGGUGAUGAUGCUGAAGACCCUUCACAGUUGAUUGCUGCUGAACAACUGAAAGCGGCGGCGGCACCCAAAAAGGGGACUGAACAAGGCAAGCAGGCUGCUCCUAAGAAGGCAGCCCAGUUACCUUCCAAACCCCUUCCUCCUUCUCAGGCUGUGAGGGAGGCCAGAAAUGAGCCUUCUCGUGGUGGCCGUGGAGGCGGACGUGGAUUUGGACGAGGUCGCGGUGGCGGCGGUAGCGGUGGCGGCGGCUAUGGCCGUGACUUUUCCAAUGAUGAUAACUCAUUGCCUGCUCCUCCUGCUAAUCAAGGCUCUUUCGAAGGAGAUUCUGGGAAUCCCACUGAGAGACGAGGUUAUGGUGCACCACGUGCUCCUUAUCGUGUUGGAGGCGAGCGCCGCCGUGGAGGUUUCAGCAAUGGUGAAGCUGGUGAAGAAGGCCGCCCACGUAGGACAUUUGAUCGCCACAGUGGAAGUGGACGAGGUGGUGGUUUCAAACGUGAAGGUGCUGGACGAGGCAAUUGGGGAACUCAAUCUGAUGAAAUUGCCCAGGUGACUGAGGAAGUGUCAAAUGAGCCUGAAAAGAAUGUGGCUGAGGAGAAGCCUGCUGGCAACGAAGAUGCCACAGCUGAAGGAAACAAGGAUGCUCCUGCUAAUGAAGCUGAAGAGAAGGAGCCUGAGGAUAAGGAGAUGACAUUGGAAGAAUAUGAGAAAGUGCUGGAAGAGAAAAGGAAAGCCCUUCAGGCACUCAAGACUGAAGGAAGAAAGGUGGAUACUAAGGAGUUUGAAUCCAUGAAGCCACUUUCAUGCAAGAAAGAGAAUGACGAGAUCUUUGCUAAACUGGGAUCUGACAAGGACAAACGCAAAGAUGCUUUUGAGAAAGAGAAGGCAAAGAAGGCCUUGAGCAUUAAUGAGUUUCUGAAGCCUGCUGAAGGAGAGAAGUAUUACAACCCAGGUGGACGUGGUGGCCGUGGAGGACGUGGCGGCCGUGGUGGUUCAAGAGGAGGAGGUUAUGGUGGAAAUGCUUACAGCAAUGUCCCAGCCCCAUCCAUUGAGGAUCCUGGGCAAUUCCCAACCUUGGGUGGUGGCAAGUGAGAUAUUUCAGUACCAUUUCCCCCUAUCCCUUUAUUUACCUUCAAUUUUGGGUUUUCUUCUUUGAACUUCUUUUAAGACAUUUUUUUUUCUCUUAAACUUCUUAAGACAACUUUGGUUAUUGGAUUCUCUUGAGUUAGAAAGUUUAUUUAACAUUUUGAUGUAAAUUUAGAUUGUUCUUCAUACAGUCCUUUGUAGUCUUUUUCCUUUUAUUGUUAUGUUUUGCUGUGUUUUGAUAUUUGGGGGGCUAUAUGGUGACAAGACAAAAAAAAAUGUUUUUUUGAGUUUAGUUUUAUUUAUAGAUUGAAUUCUCAA